AUGUCUAUCGAUGAUGAUUCGCUCUAUCUCUACCAUCUCACGCUAAGGGCUCCUUCCAAUUUCACGCUGUCGGUGUUAGGGCAGUUUUUGGGCGAAAAGAAGUCACAGGAGAUUCUAGUAUCAUCCGUUAGCACUCUUCAAUUGUUACGUCCGAAUGCCGAAACUGGCAAGAUAGAAGUGGUGGCGAGUCAAAAUACUCUCGGUGUAAUACAUAAAAUUGAAAAGAUCCGAAUCGUGGGUACUCAAAAGGACCUAGCAGUUGUAGUAGGAGAGUCUGGAAAAGUGGUGUUUCUAGAGUUUGACGUAGAUUUGCAUAGGUUUGUGCCUGUUUUACAAGAACCGUAUGCAAAGACAGGAUUUGGAAGAGUCAAUCCAGGAGAGUACCUUGCUGUAGAUCCUCAGAGUCGCUGCAUUUUUCUUGGUGCCAUAGAAAGAAACAAAUUGAUUUUCAAAGUAGAGACAGACUCUCAAGGAAAGGUAGAGCUCUCUUCACCUUUAGAGGCACACUCGAAACAUACUUUGACAUUAAGUGUCGUAGCGUUGGAUACUCAGUUUUCCAACCCUGUUUUCGCUGCCAUUGAGUGCGAUUAUUCUAACUACCACAGUGAUGGAAAGGUUCAGUUCGAUGCGGAUUCCUCGCCUCUUCUACUCAAUUAUUACGAGCUUGACCAGGGGUUGAAUCAUAUAGUCAAAAAAAAGUCCACAAAUACCAUUCCUUCAUCGGCUACGCAUUUGAUCCCAUUACCGAGCCAUGUUGGUGGGGUUUUCGUCUGUUGCAAAAACUAUAUCAUAUAUGAUAAUCUUCAUAAAAAUCUCGAAAGACUCUAUCUUCCUUUACCACUUAGAAAGGACAGCGAAUAUACCGUAGUUGUCAGUCAUGUCGUCCAUAAAUUGAAAAAGAACAAUUUCUUUGUUUUACUUCAAUCUUCUAUGGGUGACUUAUUCAAAGUGACUGUUGAAUACAACAGCGACAAAGAGUUGAUUGAGGAUAUUCAGAUCGGCUAUUUUGACACCAUUCCCGUUUCAUCGUCGUUGAACAUUUUGAAAAGUGGAUUUCUCUUCGCAAAUGUGUUGAACAAUGACAAGCUCUACUACCAGUUCGAGAAAUUGGGAGACGACGACGAAAAUAUUCAGUUGAAAGCAUCUCCUGAUAUUUCAUCUAUUGACGAAGAAGAUAGAAGCAACAGAACAUUUACAGUGAAAGCUCUCGACAACUUAGCAUUAGUAGAGAUUUUCACUUCUCUCAGUCCGAUAACUGAUGCUGGCAUUGUGGAGUCGAUUUCUAGUGGUACAGCUGACUCAUUACAACAGAUGAUUACCGCAUCUUCACAUUCGCAUUUGAAAUCACUAGUACAUGGAAUUCAAACCUCGACUCUUGUAUCUUCACCAUUGCCUAUCAUCCCAACUGGAGUGCUCACAACGAAGUUGUUUGCAGAUUCUCGUAGCGAUGAAUACUUGGUCAUAUCCUCCACAGUAGCUUCCCGAACUCUUGUAUUGUCUAUUGGCGAGGUAGUUGAAGAAGUCGAAAACUCUCAAUUUGUCAAUGAUCAACCUACUCUUGCAGUUCAACAAGUAGGGACUUCUUCAGUAGUUCAAAUCUACACAAAUGGGAUACGACACGUAAAACACACAAGAACCGAAGAUAAAGAACAGUCUAUAUCCAGAAAGAUCACAGAUUGGUAUCCGCCGGCUGGCAUCACUAUUGUCAAUGCCAGCACUCACAGGGAACAGGUGAUCAUUGCUCUUUCAAAUGCCGAGAUUUGCUACUUUGAAGUAGAUGCCACAGACGACCAGUUAAUAGAGUAUCAAGACAGAGUAGAAAUGUCUAAUUCAAUUACAUCGAUCGCUAUAUGCGAGGAGACAGCAAACAAAAAGAACUUGUUUGCUGUAGUUGGCUGUUCUGAUGAAACCAUUCAGGUUUUAUCUUUGCAACCACACAAUUGUCUUGAGACAUUAUCGUUGCAGGCUCUUUCAGCUAACAGUACUUCAUUGCUGAUGCUCCAGAACGACAACACAACAAUGGUUCACAUUGGAAUGGACAAUGGACUUUAUGUUCGGACUUCUAUAGAAGAAAUCAGUGGAAAUCUAUCUGACACUCGCAUAAAGUAUCUUGGCUCCAAGCCCGUGACUUUAUCAGUAACCAAAUUACCAAAUGGAAGCAAAGCGAUUUUGGCUAUCUCCUCCAGACCUUGGAUUUGUUACUACAAUAGGAGCGAGUUCAAAGUCACUCCUCUCCUUGGUGUCAAAAUCUUGAAAGGAGCAUCUUUCAGUUCUGAGGACAUAGGAGGUGAAGGAAUUGUUGCUCUAUCUGACAACAAUUUAAUUGUCUUCACUAUAGGCAAAGAAGACGUAGAGUUCGAUAUAAACCAGGACGUCAAUAUUGAAAAAAUCCGUUUAAGGUAUACACCCAGGAAGUUAAUUAUAGACGAUGACGGAAAGAGCUCUAAAGUAAAUUACAUAUAUGCCUUACAGUCAGAAUACGGAACUAAGAGUCCAUUCUCACCUUCAAACUUGAAUUCGGAAGAUGACCCUGAAAGUGAAAUAGACCAAGAUUAUUACGACGCUUUUGGCUAUGAGACUGAAGUUGAUAAAUGGGCAUCAUGCAUUCAAGUGGUAGAUUUUGAAAAUCUGAGUAUCAUUCAAACAGUUGAGUUCUCUAGCAACGAGAGUGCUAUAUCCAUGGCAAAAUUGCACUUUGUAUCGUCAGGCAAGGGUAAUAUGGAACAUUUAAUUAUUGGAGUUACUACAGAUAGGAAGUUUCUCAAAAAUUCAGUUGGGAAAAGUUACCUAUUCACAUUCAAAAUCCAAAAGAAUACCAGAAAAUCCAAUAAGAAAAGACUAGAGUAUCUUCAUAAGACAGAGAUAGAUUGUUCACCUACAGUGAUGAUUCCUUUUAAUGGAAGAUUGUUGGUUGGCAUGGGAAAGUAUUUACGACUUUAUGAUAUUGGACAUCGCCAAUUGCUUCGAAAAUCGUCUACAAAUAUUGACUACAUUUCUUCUAUAGUAGACCUUGUACAUACUGGAGGAGAGAGAAUAGCAUUUGGAGAUUCUCAUUCGUCCAUUGUAUUUGCCAAGUUUGACUCUGCUGAGAACAGAUUUGUACCAUUUGCUGACGACAUAAUGAAGCGACAAAUUACAGCAGUCGCAGCUUUGGAUUACGAUACCGUUAUAGGCGGUGACAAAUUUGGAAAUGUAUUCGUUUCUCGAGUUCCCGAUUCCGUUUCGAAAAAGUCUGAUGAAGACUGGAGUCUAUUGAAAGUCCAGGAAUCAUAUUUGAAUGCUUCUCCAUCUAGAACGAAGAACCUCUGUGAGUUUUUCCUUCUGGAUACACCAACUUCCUUCACCAAAGGCAGUAUGACGAUUGGUGGACAUGAUGGCAUUAUUUACACUGGUAUUCAAGGAACUGUAGGAUUGCUUUUGCCUCUUUCUACAAAGCUGGAAGUCCAGUUCAUAAACAGUUUGGAGCAAUCGUUGCGACAACAAAUGGGUUUCAAUUUACUUGGUAUGGAUCACUUGAAAUUCAGAAGUUAUUAUAAUCCAGUGAAGAACGUCAUUGAUGGGGAUUUGAUAGAGAAGUACUAUGAGCUUAGCCAAAGCUUGAAAAUAAAAAUUGCCCGUGAAUUGAAUAGAACACCAAAAGAAGUCGAGAAGAAGAUCUCUGACUUACGAAAUAGAUCAGCAUUCUAG
Messenger RNA from Scheffersomyces stipitis CBS 6054, 3687 nucleotides. Its product is annotated as U2 snRNP complex subunit. The coding region runs from base 1 to 3687 and encodes 1228 amino acids. Gene Ontology annotation, molecular function: protein binding; U2 snRNA binding. The record is from RefSeq and is a predicted model, not a curated record. NCBI's taxonomy places the organism in Eukaryota, Fungi, Ascomycota, Pichiomycetes, Serinales, Debaryomycetaceae. Gene Ontology annotation, biological process: mRNA splicing, via spliceosome. The transcript is spliced from 2 exons. Gene Ontology annotation, cellular component: nucleus; U2 snRNP.